AUGACAAUAAUUUUUCCCACCGAUGCAAAAGAUUCGUCCAACCAAUCUAUUUAUCAUCCUUCAAAAGGUUCUCCAAUAUUUGAUUACAUUGGAUGUAUUCGUGAGUUACACUUUGAUGCCAAACUGUUUGUGGCUAAUUCUACAUUUGCCCAUAAAAACAUUUGGAUGCCAUCUUACAAGCACACAAAUACAAUGUCAGAAGUGUUAUGUUGUUCAAUAAUUAAUUACUUUGUGAAAUACUUGUGUGAACAUUGUAAUAGGUUAACCAUUUUGGAGAUUAACCCUUAUAUCCAGGAUAAUAAAAAGCCGGUUUUUGAUCCCAUAGAAAUGUUAACAUCCUUUCCUAACGAAAGAAAUUUAAGCGGAUUAAAAAAAUUAUAUUGCACGAGUCCUGGACAUGCUGGAGCCGAAUUAACAUUAAAAGAUAAUCCCAAAUUAACGCAACUCUACACCACCUUUUCCAAAUCGGUUUUAAACCUCGAAUUGAUUCAUAACAAUAAAAUAAUAUCACUUGAACAAGCGAAAUCGUUGUCCUCAUUAAUUUCUUCACAAAGAAAAUUAAAAAACAUCAUAUUAUCGGAAGAAGAUGUGAUAGUUGGAUUUCCUAGGAUCGGCAAUGCCAAAGUAUUCGGAUGGUACAAUGUCGUGCUGAAUUCAUUAUCCUCACACAAAGAAUGGUUAGAAAAGUUGGAAUUUACUUAUUUAUCCUUUGAGCAUAUUGAUGAGGUAGCCUUGAGAUCACUAUGUUCACUUAAAAAUCUUAAAAGAUUGAGAAUAAAUAAAUGUAGGUUCCUCGGUUCCAGAUUACAAUUAUGGACGAAAAGUUUAACCAAUCUUGAAGUUUUUGAGUACAAGGCAGUAACUUAUCCUCAGUUAUACGUCGCUGUAGAUUUAUUAAAUGCAGUCUUUCAAUCCUCUUCAACUAAUUUAAAAAAGUUAGUAUUAUGUUAUAAAAGAGACCAUGAUCAAGGAUUUCAAUCAAUCAAACAAAUUCCACUUUAUUUAGGUUCGUUAAAUCAUUUAGAACUCCCGAAAUUAUUUCCAAGAGAAUUAAUUUUCAUUUUCAAAUCAUGUACGGAAUUGAUUUAUUUUAGUACCGAAUUGUUGGAUGAUGGGGAAUUGGGAAAAUAUUUGAAGUCGAUUAGUACAAUUGUUCCCAAUAGCGUGCAAAAGAUUCAAUUCAAGAUUCAAUUUAAAGAUACGCCGAUAAGCGUCGAAACACUGAAAGAAUUCUUGCAAGGAUGCGUAAAUAAUGAUGGUAAAUUAGAGACUUUGGAGAUUACCGGAAAUUACAAUUUUAAAGUUGCGAGAGGGGACACUCCGGAACAAGGUGUAGGCAAGCCCAGGGACCCUAUUCCCAAUUCUAAAAAUUCGUUUAAUAUCAAAGUUACACAGUGUGUAACGUUUCAGAUAUUAGACUGA
Molecule: messenger RNA, 1422 nt
Organism: Funneliformis geosporum
Lineage: Eukaryota; Fungi; Glomeromycota; Glomeromycetes; Glomerales; Glomeraceae
Source: the annotation of a GenBank genome assembly